Messenger RNA from Prosopis cineraria, 861 nucleotides. Its product is annotated as chaperone protein dnaJ 20, chloroplastic-like. The record is from RefSeq and is a predicted model, not a curated record. The transcript is spliced from 2 exons. Bases 130 to 702 code for a protein of 190 amino acids. Gene Ontology annotation, cellular component: chloroplast. NCBI's taxonomy places the organism in Eukaryota, Viridiplantae, Streptophyta, Magnoliopsida, Fabales, Fabaceae.
CGAACGGUUUCUUUUCUUCUAGAAUCUAGCCAUUCUCAGUGUAUAUAUAGAACCCCGCAAACAGGGACAAAGCACACAGAGACGAAGACGAAGAAGAAAGAAGAGAAGCAUUUUACAGAGAGUGAAAUCAUGCUGUACAGUGGAUUAUCAACGCUUUCAGGAAGCGAUUCUCGCUUCUUCAACCUCCCAACACCAUUAAUUUCAACCACCAAAUCUUUCAAAUCCUCCUCCGUUCGACUUCCGGCGUCGUCGCGUUCUGUUUCAUUGAAAGUUAGGUCUCUGUCCGUUGCUGAGCCCUCUGGAUUUAGCUUCUACGAGCUUCUCGGCAUCUCCGAAUCCGGAUCCUUACCCGACAUCAAGCAGGCUUACAAGCAACUUGCCCGAAAGUACCAUCCGGAUGUGUCGCCGCCGGAUCGGGUCGACGAGUACACGAAGAUGUUCAUUAAGCUCCAUGAAGCUUAUGAGACCUUGUCUGAUCCUACAAAGAGAGCUAUGUACGAUAGAGGCAUGGACAGAGGGCUUGCUUACGCUACUUAUGGAAUCUACUUCGACGAAGAGAGGAUUCAACGGAAUAAAGAAUGGAGAGAACGUUGGGAAGCUCAACUAUCAAAGCUGAAGAACAGAACUACUAACAAAUAUGGCGAUAGGAGUCACUCAUGGGCUUCUCGAAUCCGUCGGGAGAACAAAGAAUCCUUAAACUAACUUUACAAUUAGUGUUAGCUGUAUUAGUUAAUGGCAUAUUCUGUUCUAGGAUAGUGCUGUGCUGUAUAGGGUAAUUUCUUAGUUCUUUGUUUUAAUUUCAAUUUUAAGGUUAUUGUAAUAUAUUUUAGUAGUGAAAUGAAUUUCUAACCUUUCUUCAAA